This is a messenger RNA of Plasmodium knowlesi strain H, 558 nucleotides long. RefSeq names its product ADP-ribosylation factor, putative. Lineage: Eukaryota; Apicomplexa; Aconoidasida; Haemosporida; Plasmodiidae. The record is from RefSeq and is a predicted model, not a curated record. Gene Ontology annotation, molecular function: GTPase activity; GTP binding. The transcript is spliced from 2 exons. Gene Ontology annotation, biological process: protein folding. Gene Ontology annotation, cellular component: microtubule cytoskeleton; cytoplasm. The coding region runs from base 1 to 558 and encodes 185 amino acids.
AUGGUGCUCCUGAAAAUUCUUAAGAAAAUAAAAGAAAAGCAAAAAAACUUAAGGAUAAUCAUACUAGGGUUGGACAACGCGGGAAAAACUACAAUCGUGAAGAGAUUAUUAGGGGAAGACAUUUAUAAGGUAAGUCCCACGUUCGGAUUUACCAUUGAGACGUUGCAGUUUGAUAAACACCUUAUUAAUAUAUGGGAUAUAGGGGGACAGAAAAGUAUUAGGCACUUUUGGAAAAAUUAUUACGAGAAUGUAGAUGGCAUUAUUUAUGUCAUCGAUAGCUCUGAUUUGUUCAGAAUCCAAUUGUGUUCAUAUGAGUUGAAGCAAAUUUUAAAGGAGGAGAGACUAUACGGAUGCUCCUUACUGAUUUUAUCUAACAAGGUGGACAUAGAGAACUCUUUAAAAGUGGAGCAAAUCGUUCAGAUUUUGAAGCUAAACGAAAUGAACAUUGAUCGCCACUGGUGCAUAAAUGAGUGCAGCGCUUUUUCGGGAAAGGGCUUACUAAAGUCGUUUAUGUGGUUGAUCGAUGACAUAAGCUACAGAAUUAACAAUACUUACUGA